This is a messenger RNA of Phyllotreta striolata, 1941 nucleotides long. The record is from the annotation of a GenBank genome assembly. Lineage: Eukaryota; Metazoa; Arthropoda; Insecta; Coleoptera; Chrysomelidae.
UUGUUGUAUAGGUUAAAUUUUUGUUUAACUGAAAUAACACAAAAAUAGUUUCUCUAUAGAACUGCGAGUUAGUAAAAUCAUGUCUGUUCCUCCUAGAGGAGCCGCCGCGAGCGGAAAUGACUUUCCCUUGGAAGCCCUAAAAGUUCACGGUCCAAAUUACUUGAAGAACGCCCUAACCAGUUGUACAGAUCCACUGAAAGCAAUAGAAGAAUUUCAGGUCACCAACGGUAUUCUACUACCUUCUCUCAGGCCCAUGUUGCCCUUACUCGACUUGCACGGAGUCAGGCGAUUGGACUUUCACAUGUCAGUUGUCGAGGAACUAAGAGAGAAACUAACCAGCCACAUCAACGACAUCGGCAAGCAGGACGGAAAGGAACGGGACCAGAAGCUCCGCGAGCUGCUCGUCAAGAGUUUUCCCGUCAUCAGAGUGAAAGCGAUGCGCCCCAUCGUAAUGGCGAUCCUAAAAAACAUACCCCAAAUCGACGAUCACUAUUUGAAAGUCAUCGUCAGAGACAGGGAAUUGUAUUUGGACACCGACACCGAAGUGAAGCGGCAAAUCUGGAAGGACAAUCAAUCGCUGUUCGGCGACGAGGUCUCGCCUCUACUCAGCCAGUACAUCAGCGAAAAGGAGAACGUGCUGUUCGAUCACGCCAAUCUAGCCACCCAAUUCUUCGGGCCGUCCCCUAAAGUACGCAGGCAAGGUGAGGUAGUGCAAAAGUUGGCUCACAUGAUAGGCAACAGCAUCAAACUCUACGAUAUGGUGCUGCAAUUUCUUCGCACGCUCUUCCUGCGAACGAGGAUAGUGCAUUAUUGCACCCUCCGGGCCGAGCUGUUGAUGGCUCUGCACGAUCUCGAAGUGCAAGACAUCAUAUCGAUCGAUCCCUGCCACAAAUUCACUUGGUGUUUAGACGCUUGCAUAAGAGAGAAAAACGUAGAUAUAAAACGUUCGAGGGAACUACAGGGAUUCUUGGAUAACGUGAAAAGGGGACAAGAGCAGGUUUUGGGAGACCUAUCGAUGACUCUGUGCGAUCCGUACGCUAUAAAUUUCCUGGCUACCUCGGCUAUUAAGAUACUCCAGCAUCUCAUACACGUCGAGGGAAUGGCUAGGGAUAACACGAUAUUGAUACUGCUGUUGAGGAUGCUGGCGCUCGGCCUGAGCGCUUGGGUGAUGAUCGAUUCGCAGGAUUUCAAAGAACCGAAACUGGACAGCCAGGUGGUGACGAAGUUCCUUCCCGCUUUGAUGUCUCUGAUGGUGGACGAUCAAGUGAGACAAUUGAGCUCGAAGUUGCCGCACGACGAACGCGAAGCCGCCAUCACCGUUAUAGAACAUUCGGGGCCUCUGCCCGACGCCGUAGAAGCCUAUUUGCAGGAUAGCACGGUGGCUAGUGUAUUGGCUAUGUACUAUACGUUGCAUGUAGCUAGAUUGAAAGAUCGCGUUGGUUUGUUGCGAAUAUUAACAGUACUAGCUAAUUGUAAAGAUGAUAGAUCGUUCGAGGAUCCAUUUUUACACUCUUUCGUGUGUUUGUUGAUACACAACGCAGACGAAUUUCAAGCCGAGGAUUUCUGUACGGCGCUGUUCGACGAAUUUUUCUUCGCCGGUCUAUCGAGGGACAACGUGACGAGGCACCUGUUGAAGUUGCUGUGGUACGUGCAACACAAGUUGCCGAGCAGCAGGUUGCAUUCGCUGAUGAAGGCGCUGCAGCCGAGCCAUCAGCACAGCGAGAAGGUGCACAAUUUGUACAAGUUGCUGCAGGAGAAGAUCGCUUCGCAGGAGGAGACCGUCAUACCGCCCGAGAUGGAUGUCGACGUGAAUUCGCCGUUGAUGAACGUUCCUACUCCGGCUCCUUAUCAUCAUACGUUGUGAAUUGUCGACGAUGAGUAUAAUUGUUGUGUGAUACAUUCGUUUUGGAAUGUUUUAUUGUAUUUAGGAAAUAAAUUUUU